Molecule: messenger RNA, 7134 nt
Organism: Tachyglossus aculeatus (Australian echidna)
Lineage: Eukaryota; Metazoa; Chordata; Mammalia; Monotremata; Tachyglossidae
Gene: STX6
Product: syntaxin 6
Exons: 8
Coding region: 21-785 (254 amino acids)
Biological process (GO): intracellular protein transport; Golgi vesicle transport
Cellular component (GO): membrane
Molecular function (GO): SNAP receptor activity
Source: RefSeq, a predicted model, not a curated record
UCAGGCCGCCUCAGGCCGCCAUGUCCAUGGAGGACCCCUUCUUCGUGGUGAAAGGGGAGGUACAGAAAGCAGUGAAUACUGCCCAGGGCCUGUUCCAGAGGUGGACUGAGCUCCUACAGGAUCCUGCCACAGCCACAAGAGAAGAAGUUGAUUGGACAACAAAUGAACUUAGAAAUAACCUGCGGAGCAUAGAGUGGGAUCUGGAGGAUCUGGAUGAAACCAUCAGCAUAGUCGAAGCCAACCCACGUAAAUUCAACCUCGAUGCUGCUGAACUGGGCGUAAGAAAAGCCUUCAUUACGAACACCCGACAAGUUGUCAGGGAAAUGAAGGAUCAGAUGUCAAGUUCAUCUGUGCAGGCUUUAACUGAAAGAAAAAAUAGACAGGCACUUCUGGGAGAGAGCGGUGGUCCCAACUGGAGCACUGGAACAGAUAAAUAUAGCCGUCUCGAUCGAGAACUGCAGUUAGCCAAUUCACACUUUAUAGAGGAACAGCAGGCACAGCAACAGUUGAUUGUGGAGCAGCAGGAUGAGCAGUUGGAGCUGGUCUCUGGCAGCAUUGGGGUGCUGAAGAACAUGUCACAGCGCAUCGGUGGGGAGCUGGAGGAACAGGCAGUGAUGUUAGAUGACUUCUCUCAUGAGUUGGACAGUACUCAGUCUCGGCUUGACAAUGUGAUGAAGAAACUUGCAAAAGUAUCUCACAUGACCAGCGACCGUCGUCAGUGGUGUGCAAUCAUCAUUCUCUUUGGAAUCUUACUGGUAAUGCUUAUUCUCUUUUUUGUGCUGUGAUGGACGUCCUCCUCAGAUGCUUUAUUCUCCUGUAAGAAAGGGGAGAAAGGAAAAGGCAACACAGUUAAUGUUGCCGUCCACCCACAUUCCUCUUCUAAAAAAGACACCAGUGGACUUAUCAGUCCUUCUCUCUCGUGAGAACUAACACUUCUGGCAGUUGGUCUAUCACGUCAGCUCUUCAGCCCUCAGAGAACAAACUGAGGCUCCACACAGGCCGAAGCUACUGUAUCGAGGAAGUUGUGUGCGGCCACCAGAAGCCCAGAGGACAAGUGACUUACCUUCCCUGGGUCUCCCUCCAGGGUAGAGGGCUCUAGAACGAACACUGAAGAUUCAGCAAAUUUAGAUGACGUUUUGUGAUUGCCAUCCUUCCAUCUGUUGUAAAUGCUAGUCUUCUUGAAACUAACACGUCGGUUGCUUGUUGUACUUCCUCUUCCACCUGCGCAGAGAUGGUCGUGAAAAGGGCAGGAAGUGCAAGAGGAGUACUGAAACAGCAAAUUCCAGAUGGUCGAGGUAAAAAUUACUUUUUCAGACACGUUUUCCCAACUACAGAAAUGACAUAAUUGUGUAAAUACUGAAAGUAAUUGACUUUGGGGCACUAACAAAGGGAAAUGAUGUUUUGACUGUGGGGAGGAAAGAGUGAUGUGAACUUGAGUUCGCACAAUUAGCAAACACCAGGUCAUGCAUCUGGAGGGGGGCAAAGGGGCUGCAGAUUCUUGCUGGCUUGGCUUACUGUCCUGCCUUCACUUCCUGGCACAGAAUUCCUUAGGCUGUGAUUGCCUCUUAGGCACAGAGCUGUAAAAUAGUGCCCGGCUUCUUGAGUUAGUUGUACAACUGCACUCCCCUCCCUGAAAGGAGUUUCGUUGUUUCUAAUUGUUUGCACUCCUGCUGGGGCGGGAGGCUUCAGUUCUACUUCUCUGUCAUUCCAAAAAGGUGAAAAAAUUACGGAACUGAACUGUGACCCCGGGACAGACUUUUUCCUACAGAAAUCGGUAAGCGUCAGGUUAGGUGGUUUUCCUUAUGCUCGUAAAUCGGUUCCCUUACACCUUUUUAUUUGAAUAACUGAGCCAUUCUAAAAUGUAAACUGGCAUUGCUGGGUCAUAUUUAGAUAGGUUAGGGGAACCCUAAAUAAACGACUUUUGAAUACUUUAAAAAUGCCUCAAACAUGCACAUGUAAAUAGGAUAUUUUUAUAACAUUCCCCAAUGAGUAAACAAACGUGGUUUAACAUCAAGGUAGAGAUACAAAUGGUUACGUGGCAUUUCCUGGCCCUCUUGUAAUCCUGGCUCAGUCACUGUUGACUAGCCCAUGUUAAUGUUGAAUUCAUGUAGUCACUAUGGAAGGUUGGAGAUUGUUUUGCAUAACAUUAUUUUUGAAAAGACUAUUAGCCUGGGGGAGGGAAGUGAGGAAAUGAGUGCCUGUAUAUUUGAAAAUGAGAAAUUUAUUGGAAAAAAGUUGGGGGGGGGGGGGGAAAUGAUCAAUUUUUCCCAAUUACUGUCCAGUUUUGUUGAAGCAUUUGAUGAUUGGCCAAGCUUCCGUUCUUCUCUGACUAGGCCCAAAUAAUUGUAGCUAGUGGCCCUCUGAUUGCAGGGACUCGGUAAUACUGUAAGAAAAUCAACUCUCCAGUGGCCCUGUACAUUCUUAGACAAAAGUGCUCUAGGUGGGAGGGUCUUGUUUAAAUCUAGAAGAGUUGACUUUCAUCCUCAUUGAAGUAGACUUCUCGGGGCAGUGCUAGAGUCCGACUACUCACCACAAGAAACAACCAAAACAAUGUCUUAAAUACAGUUCACCUUAUAAAAGUCGUAGUUGAUAACUGUCUCAUUCCUGCAAUCUUUUUCUCAUCGCAUGUGCUGGCAACAACAUCAUGACGAGUUAGUGGGAAGACCUGGAAACAUUUAGUCAUUUUGUGACUAAAUUCAGUAAACAACUUGAUUUUCCAGUUAUAAUGAGAGGUAGAGUAGCUUAUCCUUACUGUACAAUAGCCACUUCGCUCUAGGUUUUCAAUAUGUGGCAUGAACUGCCAAAAAGGCUGUCAUACUAAAGGCAGCAAAAGAACUCAACAAGUCUUGUAGCUUGUCCUUACUGUACAAUAGCCACUCUGCUCCAGGUUUUCAAUGUCUGCCGUGAACUGCCAUAAAGGCCAUCAUACUAAGGGCAGCAAGAGAACCCAACAAAUCUUAAAAGAUUGGGAAGGAGCAGAAUGGGACAAGUCGUCAGCCAGACCUUGGUACUCUUUCUCCAGCCCAAGGCUUGGUGCUACAUGGGAUAGGGAAACUACACAUGGGCUAGUGGGAAAGAAAGAUACCUAGGUGCUAAUUGUAGCUCUGCCACUGGCCUGUCACCCUGGGCAAGUCACGUCACCUCUCUGGGCAUCAACUUCCUUACUGGUAAAAUGGGAUAAGAUCCCUGUUCAUGCUGCUGCUUAGAUUACGGGACUGACCUGUGUAGAUCUCACAGUGAUUAGCACAGAAAAUAUCCCCACAUACCCUUUGUAGAAACUACAGCCAGCCCAAUUGUCAAUUCUGACUUUACCUCAUGGCACAGUAAGUGCCCAAAGGAUGAGAGCUACUAGAGUGAGUCAUUAAGUUCUGCUUCUAUGUUUAGGUUACAGCCAACAGAAUGAGUUGCUAGAAUCCAAUGGAAUGUUCAUGCACUUCCACCCUAGGUUCCCUGCCUGGUCACGGUUAAUUACUAAAAUUUAUCUUUAUCUUUAAGUACAUGUCUUAAUGGGCCUACUGCUCCCACUGGGUUUAUUCAGUGAUGCCUCUGAACAAUUGGUAAUCUGAGUCCAGAGUCAAUCAAGCAGAAGGUAGCUGCCUGCUGAAGGUUUGAGUCUAGAGUGUAACAGGCUCCGGCCCGCGCUCUACCCCCAGUGAGCUGUGCAUGUCAGAAUCUGCCAUUUUCCUCAGAGCCAAGGUCUGAUCAUGCUGUUUAAUGUCUGCGGUCAUCGCUGAGCUAGUUCUAAUUUGUGGAGUCUGAAUGAACUCCUUAGUCACUUCAAAGGAAAAAAAAAAUCCAAGCCGGAGGCCUGCCUAUUUUUAGUUGUUGGGGCAGAUAUUUGUCUCUAAUUAAACGGAUGCUAACAGGUUAUCAAGACACCUAGCCCAGCAGACAUUUUACCUCUUCCACUUGGCGACCGACCUGGUGACAGGAUGACGGCAGCCGAAUUCUCCUCGGGGUCCUUGCCGCCCGCCCUGGGUUGUCUCUGGGGAGACGCCCUCCACAUUUGGACUCCAAACACAAAACAAGGCUUCAGGGGGGAGGAGAAACCGUGUUAAGUAAGGUUUGCCACGGUGUGAAACCAGAAUCACCACCAAGAUAGUUUUAAACUUUUGUGUUGUACACUGUGUCACGGUUGGAAGCUGCUUUGCUUGCACCAGAAGAGAACUAGUUCUAGAGCAAGAGGGAGGAGAAAGAAUCCAGCACUGUGCCAUUCCCUGUUUUCAGGCAGAGAUAAACAGACAGGUGGGGCAGCCAGAAGCCCAUCAGCCUGGCAACCACAGCUCUGCUCCACCCCGGAAGGCCCACAGAGCUGGGCAGACUUGAUUGUCAAUGCUCACCACAAGAAACAACCGAAACAAUGUCUUAAAUAGUUCACCUUCCUUCCUGAGAAAGCACGCCUUUCUCCAUUAAAUGUUUUGCCCUCUGGCUGAAUGGGAUGUCCGUUCCACGAUUGGGGAAUCAGAAGGACAUGGAGACAGACAGGUAUCUGUUCUCUAGAACAGUUCUGUGAAUCGGGUUUGUUUUUUUUUAAGGGGUACUUAAAAUAUUAACAAUGUUGUAGUUUAAAAUGGUGUCUGUCUAGGUUUGAGUCUGGUACAACAGUAUAAAUUCCAUUAGACUUCCAUUAUAAACUUUGUCUUAUACCUGAGAAGGCACUACCUCAAGGUUUCCUUAAUUUACUCUUUCCUUAGUGUUGGUUCUUUCAUUAACAGGGGGAACAAAAGGGUUGAUCUACUCCCAGCCCUAACCCAGGCAGUCACUGGGCAGCAGCCUUGGCUGCAAACAGUAGUUAAGGGAGACAGUACUCACGGAAAAGAACGGCAUGGCAGGCAAAUGGGUGGGCGGCUGGGGCCCCGAGAAUGUGUGUGUGCACAUCUGCAGUAGAGACAGAAUGGCAGGUGGGUUGGCCCUGGAGAGUUGAGGUGGGGCCAUGGCCUGCAAAAAGGAGGAUUGUCUGGUUACUUCUUCUAAAAAGUCUAGGUGCCAUAAAGCAUCGCUCAGUUUGUUGCUGUUGUAUAUUGGGGUAUCGUGUGAGCUCUGAUGCAGGACCCUUGAUGUGGACUAAGUUCUUAUGUAGUUUUGCCCUUAAGAUCACGGCAAGCCCCAGAAUAUGACCAGUCUGAUUAUACAUAGGGAGGAUCUUGGAGCUAGAGAGUUCCAAGUGGGCAACAAUUUUUUUAGUAGAGGGAGGAGAGUAUCUUUUCCCUAGUUUGAAAAACUAGAAACACCAAUUGAGAGCUCGGUCCCUCUUUUUUCCUCCCUCCUCUGGCCCCCUGUCUGAGGGCUUGGUGAGUGUGGGAAUGCUAGUGAGGGCUGAUGCCUACAAACAGGCAGACCAAUGUCCUAUCAACUGUAACCACCACGGGAACCGUGUUCCGCUGCCUCACCGGUCACCAUCGAUGCCUUUCGGUUCACACUGACUUCAUCCACGGGUGAUGUGACACCCUGCAGCUUGGAUUUGGCAGUCAGGGUUUCUCCAUUCCAAAGCAACCCUACCUCAGGGGAGGCCCUACUAUACUCCGUUCUCCUGCCCCGCAUUAAGGAAAACUCCUGUUGUAGUUCUUACCUCGUUUAAUAUUCCCCAAACACCCCGGGUUCUUCCGCUACCAAGUAACGCUGUCUCCCCAUGGGCUCGCAUUGGUGGAAAAAUGCUCCCCAAGCCCCUCCCGCCAUUCUACUCCCUAGGAGCCACAGGGCAGAACUGAGUGUGUUUUCAAGGUGACACCCUGCAUUACGAUUCACAGUUGAGUGUAGCAACUUAAAAGCAUUUCUGUCCUUGUAAAGUUUGUAGAUUUGCAUUAGCAGCAAGUGAAAUGAAGCCGUGAGAGCCUCUCGUGUGGUCCACUUGGUGUUAGCUGUAAAUUGAGGAAACUUCCCUUCCUAGUGGCAAGGUAAGAAAGAUAUCACUUGCUGGGGCUGCCCAUUGAUGCCCGCUGUUUUCCCCCAGCAUGGUGCCCAGAGCCCUCAGCCCACGUGGCCAGCUGCCAAGCAGCAGCUGCUUGUGCUAGGUGGGAAUUCUGCGGCCUGAAUUUUCCACUGUCAGCCAGGAUGUGCAUGAUGGAUGUGUGUUGGGUUAGGGUUUUUUUUUUAAGGUCUGAAUUACACAAUCGUUGAAGCACUUAAAGAUGCUGCCGCCGUAUUCCUGGCGAGAGCACCAAGCCCCGUGGAUCACGUACCAGAUCCCGCCAGCCUCUUUUUCCUCUCUUGGAUGCCAAGCACCUUGCUCUGUUUGGGUCCUGGUAUUUCCUCUGCUGCUCUAUUUGCCCUUGGACAAGGGAAAGACAGCCAAGCUGCCACAAAGAAGCUCUGGAGAAUCAUUUGGAAGGCUGCAAUUACUGCUUUUUAACCUUGAAUGAACUGACUGCUGCCAGCAUUUUCUGAUUCCAGAUGCCAGGCUGAAUUCCCAGGGCUGACUGUCUGGUGGGAAAGGGUGAAAUAGGCAAGCCAGAGUCAUCCCCAGAACUUCUCAGUGCAGCUUGUUUCCCUGACCUGUUCCCUGCCCUGGAAGGAGGGGGCAGAGUGGAAGUUUAUGUUGGCUUCCCGGAACAUCGUUAGGACACGGUCCCAGGACUUUCAUAAAAAAAAGUUUCAGGCAAGCAUGAAUGUCUUCCCUUCCUGAGUGUGCUGACACUGUGUUCAAUGAAGAAAAUGGUCAAACAGUAGGAGUGAAAUGCUGACUGUAUUUUGUGAGGAUCAAAGACACUAAAGCCCCCCACUCUCUUAAAAACAAAGAAGAGGGUGAAGCUGAGAAAAAGAGUGCAGAGAGGGGAAGACUCGGGUGCCUCAUAGGAACCAGCUUACCGUCUGCAGCUGGGGAGAAGUCUCCUCCAGGGGGUGGGCCCCAGGUUAAGUCACGGCAGCCCUCACUCCAGGAAUACAUCAGAUAAUCCAGGGCUUUCAUAUCUGGGAGACAUUAAAAUAAGCAACUGGUGAGUCUGAAAAGUUCUUUCAGAUUAAAGGGAAAUCAUGAGCUCCAAGAGCCAAUUCCAAGGGUGGGUUUUUGUCCCCCUCUGUGACUGGUCUUCAUUUUUGUCUUGAAAUGUUAUCAGCUAAUGUUUCCAACCUGCUGUUGGAAUCUCGUCGCAAUUGUAAAAAUAAGACUGUACAGUAUUAAAGCGAAAUGGAGCUAUU